Messenger RNA from Rhodamnia argentea, 1266 nucleotides. RefSeq names its product transcription factor MYB41-like. The record is from RefSeq and is a predicted model, not a curated record. The transcript has 3 exons. NCBI's taxonomy places the organism in Eukaryota, Viridiplantae, Streptophyta, Magnoliopsida, Myrtales, Myrtaceae. The coding region runs from base 114 to 1184 and encodes 356 amino acids.
UCUUCAUACGGAACUCUUCGCCUUCGUCUUCUCUCUCUCUCUCUCUCUCUCUGCAACAAUCAACGACGGGCGUACGAGGAGAGCAGUACGCCGGAGCUGUCCCUGGAAAAGAUAUGGGAAGGACGCCGUGCUGUGACAAGAACGGGCUGAAGAAGGGCCCGUGGACGCCGGAGGAGGACCGGAAGCUGAUCGACUACAUCCAGAGGCACGGCUACGGUAACUGGAGGACCCUCCCUAAGAAUGCCGGGUUGCAGAGGUGUGGGAAGAGCUGCCGCUUGCGGUGGACCAACUAUCUGAGGCCCGACAUCAAGAGGGGUCGGUUCUCGUUCGAAGAGGAAGAGACCAUCAUUCAUCUCCAUAGCUUGCUGGGCAACAAGUGGUCCGCCAUCGCCGCCCGCUUGCCCGGGAGGACGGACAACGAGAUCAAGAACUUCUGGAACACCCACAUACGGAAGAGGCUUCUCCGCAUGGGGAUCGAUCCGGUGACCCACAGCCCCCGUCUCGAUCUCCUCGACCUCUCCUCGAUCCUCAGCUCUUCUCUCUACCCUUCAUCCAACAUGAACUUCUCGAGAUUGGUCGGAGUCCAGCCCCAAGUUGACCCCGAACUACUAAGUCUUGCCACUUCACUCCUAUCAUCUCAACAUCAACGUCACGAUUAUCUUUCACAAGCCCCGCAAGAGAUUAACCAAAGCCAAUGCCAAGCGCUGCCUGAAAACUACCAGAUGCAAGCUCCGAUUCAAGAAGUCCCCGUUUGCAUGUCGGCAAGCGCUGACCGUGCUUCGUUUACCAACGAAGAAGCCUCGAGAUUCCUUCAGUCCAAUCUAGAGCAACAAUUCCUGUCGAAUCUCGCCGGCUCGAGCUGCCAAAGUACUCAAGUCAUGGAUUGGACGGAUAAUGGGCUGCCCUCGAGCUUUACAGAUGACUAUGCUCUGAUCCCACAUGACUACGAGAACCUCUGCGUUCUUGAUCAAGCCAUAUCGAAUUCCUCAGCUAUAUCAACGCCUUCAUCGAGCCCGGCGCCAAUGAAUUCAAACUCAACGUGCAUCAACGGCUGCGGCACUGAAGACGAAAGCUAUAGCAGCAACAUGAUGUUAACAUACGAAGUACCGGAUGUGCUAGAUUGUAACGAGCCCCAGCUAAUGGGAAGCUACCAAUUUUUCGGGUCUUGGAGUCAAUGUUUGUAGUUGUGGAGCUUUCUUGUAUCAAACUUGUUGUAACUCUAAUAACAUUAAUACGAGGAAGCAAGAUCAUCACUGUUCUUUUCAA